This is a messenger RNA of Syzygium oleosum, 1156 nucleotides long. Its product is annotated as NAC domain-containing protein 90-like. Gene Ontology annotation, biological process: regulation of DNA-templated transcription. NCBI's taxonomy places the organism in Eukaryota, Viridiplantae, Streptophyta, Magnoliopsida, Myrtales, Myrtaceae. The record is from RefSeq and is a predicted model, not a curated record. Gene Ontology annotation, molecular function: DNA binding. The coding region runs from base 87 to 863 and encodes 258 amino acids. The transcript is spliced from 3 exons.
ACGAGCAAAAAGAUACAAAAGCCAAAAGCAAGUUGUUUUGAGAGAGAGAGAGAGAGAGAGAGAGAGAGAGAGAGAGAGAGAGAGAGAUGGAGGAUUUGCCACCAGGGUUUCGGUUCUUCCCCACCGAAGAAGAGUUGGUGUCGUUCUAUUUACGAAACAAGCUCGACGGAACAAGACAGGCUCUACACGGGCUUAUUCACCGGGUCAUACCCGUUCUUGAUAUCUACGAGUUCAAUCCAUGGGACCUUCCACAAUUUGCGGGAGAUCUAUGCCGUGGAGAUCCGGAGCAGUGGUUCUUCUUCAUCCCGAGGCAAGAGACCGAGUACCGCGGUGGGAGACCGAGGCGGCUCACGACCACCGGGUACUGGAAAGCUACAGGCUCUCCCGGUUUCGUCUACUUGAGCAAUCGCAUUGUGGGAGUGAAGAGAACUAUGGUGUUCUAUACAGGACGGGCUCCGAAUGGCGUGAAAACCGAAUGGAAGAUGAAUGAGUACAAGGCCACUGAAGGGGAGGCUACUUCUCCUCAAGAAAUCCCAGUGGUGCCGAGGCAAGAUUUCAGUGUGUGCCGGGUGUACAAGAAAACGAAGACCUUGAGGUCAUUCGACCGGAGACCGAUGGGAGAAAUCAUUAGAAGCAGCCACAUAGUUCAACAGAACGCCAUGCCAGAUGACCAUCCACAUCCUCAGGAAAUGACAUCAUCUCGUCUGGAGAGAGCAAGCUCGUCACCAGACAGUUCAUGUGCCUCUGGAGACCAUGGGACAAUUCCGUCGCAGGCAGGAGGAUUAGGAAGCGGUACUGACACGGAGAUGCUGCCCGGUGAGAGCGAAUUGUUCUUGCAGGACUGGGAACAGUUCUGGCCCUAAAGAAGAAGGUUAAUACAAUAUGUAUAAACAAACAAUAAUAGAUUCACCUUGUCACUAUUAAAAUUGUGUAACUCUUAAUUACCUCGGUGAUGCUAAGCAGGUGUGUAGUUCUUUCGAAUUUUAAUGUCUGUUCAAUGUGCUCUUGUCUCCUAAAUUCGACCAUGGAUGUAGAACUGAUGUAGAGUGUCUAGUCGAUGUUUUUUCGAGCACUGUAUUCAUUUCCGUGAUUAUUCCCAUGCGAAAUUCUCAUGAAUCAAACGGGUCUGUGCGUGCGCGCUUGUUAUGUGAAAGAA